AUGGAGAAACCUGAUUUGAUAAAGGAGCUGCAGAGCGAUCUUGCGCGAAAAUAUAAGCUUCAUGGACCGAAGAUCGAGGGAAUAUGGCAUUCCCUGGGCAAGGCACAACGGGAGAAGGUCAUGAGAGCCGGUGCUGCCGAAGGACAGAUGUUGAAGUCCCCUACCGAUAGAUCUUUAGGCGAUGUUUACAAGUUCAUUCCCGACUGGAAUUUACGAGAUAUCGCCGAUCCGGAUUCUGACUAUCUGCUGGAUUGUCUGAAACAUCGCGCGACGAAGUCCUUACCUGAGCAGUACAUCGAAAGUGCCAACGGCGGCCCUGGUGACGCGGCGGUCAUAUUGAGGAGUAUACAGGUCCAUGGUCUUAAACAUGUUGAGCCUUUUCGCUAUAGCUUCACGUUGUUCAUGGACGAAGAACGAUAUGGACAAUCCUUUACCGUCUCUGACCGGGAGAAGUAUAAGGAAACAAUGGCUAUGAUGAAAGUUGGUGUGGAUGCUGGUUUGAUUGUUCCUCAGUCGACGGGUGAACUUAUUUUACAGUCUAUCCUGCUAACGUCCAUGAAUAUCGUGAUCCAGGACAUUCUUGAAGCGGGUUCUACCGUUGAGACCAAAGCGCGCUCCAAAAAGUCAGAAAAGGCGGCACGUGAGGCUAUGUCCAAACUUAUAAUCGACCAGAAGCCAGAAAAACUUUCCUUGGAAGACCUGGCUGCUCUUUCUCUUGAUCAGAAGUCAGCUCUGGAGGAUUAUGUACUUCUAUGUCGGACUGAGCCCGAAUUCCUUGCUCACGCUGUUAAUGCUUGGUUUUUUAGUCGACCCGAGCUGGUCGCCGAUGAGAAAGGCCGAAGAUUGCCCUUGAUCACAGACAAAUAUAUUAACAUCGCAUUUUUCGAGAUGAUCCACAAUGCCGUCGUGGGUGCUGCAGUCUGGGGGUAUAUCCAUCAACUGCUCCAAGCCCUUAUGACCGGACCAAAUGACCGGACCUACAAAAGCUCCUUUCUCCAGGAGCUUGCAAACGUCUGUCAUUUCGAGUACCAACGAGUCCAGCGGCUUUUCAAGCGCUUUGUCCAAAUGGGGUCUGGCGAUAAACAUUUCAAGCGCGUCUCUGGUGUAUAUGAUAAUGGCACCGCGCGGGUAACGAUGAAAACCAAGCCGGACACUCUUACCAGAACCGAUCCGCAACUCAAUUACAUACUUCGCCUUUGUCAACCCGACACGAAUGCCUCCCGGGUAGUCGAAUGGGUUAGAAAGUUAGACGACCUCCAUCAAACACAUCCCGCUGAGCAAGAUAAGAUGGUGGAGAGCGAAUUUGACGCUUUCGGUGAUCUUGCUGUGACAACCAAUUUCGUCCAGUGUCUCUCGACGUCUCUACCCAUGCCGCCAAUAAAUCCGAAGAAGUGCCAAACUUAUGUUUCUCGCAUAAAGGAUGUAGGGUCUGAACUUGACCCGCUAAAGUCUGAGGUUGACUUAUCGGCGUUUGCAGUGCCGAUUGAUAAUCUUAUGGAGCCGGGAAUGGCCCAAGGCGCGCUGACCACACUUGAUGAGUUCAUUUCCAGCAGAAUAGGGGCAGAUAUCGGCUUUCUCUAUCAGGAUCUAAACGAAGAAUGCUUGUCAGACCUGCAGAAUCAAGCUCAACAGCAGAAGGAGAAGAGCGAGCAGAUAGCACGGGCUGAGCUUGCUUCGUCAACCCCUGAAGCGCCCAAUCGGGAAAUCCAAAUUGAACAGCGCAAGGAAAAGAUCAAAACACGCCCACCACAUUCAUCCGUGUACAGUAUCGCUCCAACAGCAGCUCCCGCGACGGAACCAGAACCUGCAGCGCCAUCCCAAGCAUUCAAAGUAAAGCCAUCCUCCUUGGAGGUAUUCUCGACCCUAUUCUCUAACCCGAGACCACGGAGCUCAAUCACCUGGGCCGCGUUCCAAGCAGCUAUGGCGCACAUGAAAUUCUCUGUUGUGCCAAAGACUGGGUCUAUCUAUACCUUUUCUCCACCUGAAGGCUUCAAUGUGCAAAGGUCUAUCACGCUCCACCGACCGCAUCAGUCCCGUAUCGAAGGUUGGAGACUUCUGUACUUUGCGAGUCGUCUAAAGAGAAAAUAUGGAUAG
Molecule: messenger RNA, 2094 nt
Organism: Aspergillus oryzae RIB40
Lineage: Eukaryota; Fungi; Ascomycota; Eurotiomycetes; Eurotiales; Aspergillaceae
Source: RefSeq, a predicted model, not a curated record